AUGGGUGCUUUCUUCCCUGCCCAGGUGGCCACGCUUUGGUCCAUCCGCCACACCAACCUGCAGCGACUGCUGGGGUAUUGCUGGGAGAAGCGUGGCAGUGACUCGCCUGCUGCUGCUGUUGGUAGUGGUGAGAGUGCUGGUGCUGAUGCUACAACCAGUCAUCCGGUGGAGCAAGCAGAGGAGAGCAGAGCACUCAUUUUCCACCACCCACUCUGCUCCGUGUUUUCCCCACCAAACACCUCUUACUUACUCCUCCUCCACUCUUCUCCCCUCUACUCCCCUUUACUCCCCUCUGCCCCCCUUUCUCCACCCGCCGUGCAGAGGGGUCCUGUCUUGGCUGGUUGCAUGGCCGUGAAAAUGGGCGACCCCCUCCCAUCCAUCCCCACAGCAGCAGCAGCAGCAGCAGCAGCAGCAGCAGCAGCAGCAGCAGCAGCAGUACCACCACCACCAGCAGCAUCAGCAUCAUCACCAGCGCCAGCGCCAUCAGCAGGGAGGGUCACACGGCCACCUGCCAACCAUGCAUACAUGGACCCAACACUGCAUGCAUCUGCUCGCACCACGCCCACCACUGAUGUCUUCAGCAUUGGUGUGGUGAUGCUGCAGCUCAUCACAGGACGGCCUGCCUUGAUACCCACAGCUGCACGCAACGACGAUCAGCAAGGCGCCAGCUCCGGCAGCUGGGGUGGUGGCACACUCACCCGCCAUGCCACACCACACCACAAGUCCGGUGCGUCCUCCUCUAUGGAUGCACAACAUCUCUUCCCAAUCCUGCAUCCAUCUCCUCCCUUUCAUUCCUCUUACUCGUCGAAAAUUCCCAUCCCUGUGCAGGCACAGCACAUGGUAACACGCAACAUCACGGCCCACCUCCGCGCCGCCCACCUGCCCGAAGCACCCGACGCCAUCGUGCUGCCCAUGGUCCGCCUCGCCCUCUCCUGCACCGCUUCCGACCCCCUCUCCCGCCCCACUGUUACCGACCUGCUCCGCUCCAUCAAGGCUCUCAAGCGCUCCCUCUCCGCCCACCCGCGCCCUGCCCUGCCGGCCAACGUAGGCACCAGCAGGGGUGGUGACAUGCACAGUGCAGCAGGUGGUGGGGGUGCUGCAGAGCAGCAGGGUGGGGAGCAUGGGGAUGUGUUUUUGGAGGGUUCCAGUCAGAAUGCGUUAGAUGCAAAGUUAGACUGGCUUCUGGAGGAAGAAGAUAGUGGUCCGUUUGUGACCGAUUUGUAG
Molecule: messenger RNA, 1224 nt
Organism: Closterium sp. Naga37s-1
Lineage: Eukaryota; Viridiplantae; Streptophyta; Zygnematophyceae; Desmidiales; Closteriaceae
Source: the annotation of a GenBank genome assembly